This is a messenger RNA of Xenopus laevis (African clawed frog), 7397 nucleotides long. It is a transcript of the gene c7h10orf71.S, whose product is annotated as cardiac-enriched FHL2-interacting protein. Bases 623 to 5107 code for a protein of 1494 amino acids. Lineage: Eukaryota; Metazoa; Chordata; Amphibia; Anura; Pipidae. The record is from RefSeq and is a predicted model, not a curated record. The transcript has 2 exons.
CUUACUUACAAUUAACCACAUUUUCCAGUGCCACCUUCACAUUACUGGACUUCCCAUGCUUAUGGGGGAGGGCAGAUGAGUUUCUGAAAGCAGAGUGCAUGGCAUAAAUUCCUAGGACAUGAUGUCACACGUUAUUUCUGAUUAUGACCACCACACACCUCCCACUAUGUUCUUAGAGCAUAUUGGCCUUAUAUACAGUAACUGAAGAGGCUCCCUUUCUGUUAGCUUUUAGGGAGACAGGAGCAGCAAUUUGGUUCUAGAACUGUGAGAGUAAAGCUGCCCCAGACACAGCCAGGUAUAAAAAUAGACUAAGGCUGCUGCCAUCUGCUAGACACCCGACACUUCUGUAAGUUUGGAUUUCUACUUUCCUGGGAUAGCAGCACCCAUAACCAUGCCUUUCUCCCCUAACUCAAACUGAACCUAAAAUCUGUGGGGGGCAAACUUGAUAAUUUCCCCCUUGGAGCUAACUGACUUCACCUUCAGUAAAAUAAGGAACAAUGAGAACUUGACCCUGGACUCUGUUCUCUAACAUUUGGCAAACAGGAAGAAUCUAACAAGUCUAGCAAUACAUUUAAAGCAUCAAGAGAAACAAAAAUUACUUACAGAGGUGUUGACUAUAGAGAUGCUUCGAUACAAAAAGCACAAGAAGAUUCUCGAUGGACAAGGAGCAAGUAGUGUGGGUGUUAUGGAUGAUACAGACAGGGAAGUGAGCUGCUUCACAGACCGUGCCUUUCGAAGCUUGUGUGUUGCAGAAGAAGAGCAAUAUAAUGAUGUCCCCCACCUUCCAUCUCCCAUUAGGGGGAAUCCACUUUCUAAUAAAUAUCACUUGGGAAUAUUUAACCUUUCAGUCAGGAAGACUCAGCCACUUGCUCAGUUACCCAAAAUUUCAGGUCAUCGUGGGAAGUGGGCACCAACAUUCCAACCACUACUCAACUGCAGGAGAGACGGGAUGUUCAGUGUAAAGGUCAACACCAAUAAAUUAUGUGCACCUGAACCAAGGGGAUACAAGCAACGCUCCAAAGUAUCAUCCUUAAUGAAAACUUUUGACAACACUGAGAAUGAAAGACCAGAAGAUUCACAUAUACAGUCAAAGCUGCCAUUGAAAAAAAGCUCCCAGACAGCACUGCUCAGUGCUGAAGGUGAAUUCUGUGACACCAAUCUGCAGGACGAAAUCAAGACUGAGCAGAUAGAGCCUUUCAAACAGGAGGAAAUUGCAACUCAUGACAGUCCCAAAUUACAGCGGCGCACAGCUAGGGAUGUAUUUUUAGAGUCUCAGGCAGAUAAACAUUCACGAUCGCCAUGUUCUUUGGAAUCUCCAUGUCUAGAUACACCCAAAAAGAUGCUGAAGGAGCCUUCAAGGAAGACAAGUUUUCUUCACAGCAAGAACAGUGUUUUCAAGUCAUGGAGUGACAUCCACAAAAAGGUAGGUUUAGGUGAAGAAAGUGAUGGCUCACUUCCUGGAACACCACCAGUUUAUAGAUCUGCAUCCUCCAGCUCUCCUUUAUUAUCCCGAAUGAUACCAGGGAUACGGGCAAGAGAGGCUGGAGCAGAGUUUGGCUGGACUUCACCUGCAUCUACAGCAUCCAGUAGCUAUGAUGCAGUACAAAUGUUAAGGGCUGUUCCUCCAUUACCCAGCAAAAGAGCAGGGAAGCAAGGUAGAGAAUAUAAAAACAGGCUUGGAACCCAAAAAGUUCAGCAAGGCCAUAGGAAUCAAGAAGAGGGGAUGCAAAUAGAUGUGGGAUGCCCAUUUUCAAAAGAACAAGUACGCUGGACUGAUGCCUCUAACAUCAAUAAAUUGAAAUCACCUUUAGAAUCUACACAAGAUCCAGUAAUAUGUAAGAGCCUAGACACUGUGACAAAUGUAAAACCACCUCUUAUUGAACAAAAUGAGGUUAAGGCAAUAGAUGGUUCCUCACAAUUGACAAGGGAACCAGAAAGGAAAGAUAAAGCAUCAAAUAGUUCAGUACUCUCUGAACAUAUACCCUCUCCAGGAAGAAUAAAAAAUCUAAUACAACAAAUAGAAAGGGAAACAGUUGAAAAAGCAAUGGGAUCACCAAAUUUAUCAGAGCAAAGACACAAGCUAAAAGAUUUACAGAAAGUUGAAGAGUCUUUACAUUCAACAUCAUUUACAGUUACUCCAGACUCUAAUCCUCUUCCCCAAGGUGUCAGUUUAGUUCCACCAUGGAGAAGAAAAAAAACCAUACAGAAUUUAGAAUCUGAGAAAUCUAUUAUGCCGGCAGAUUUGGAUAUAAAAGAUGCUUCUACAUCAUCUUAUGAGCUCACAGUUGAAACUAAAGAAGAAUUAUCACAAGAAAAGCCAACAAGCUCAUUUUUCAACAUCACCAAUCUUUUAACUCCUGUCAUAACAAGAAAAAACAUUCAGGAAGCUCUAGAGGAACAACCAAUGGCAAUAACACCUCCACCAGCUGAGGUCUUAGUGUCCAAAGAACGAGAUCCAAAAGAUGUCAGUAUGUACCGGAACAGAGAUGAUUACAAAUCUAAAGCAACAGGUCUGUUAUUCAAUCUAAAGGAUAUGCGUAAACGAGUGAAGAGCACAUACAGUCCAGCCCCACCAGUAAGACAUUGGAAAGAAAAUAGUAUUAUUGCCAAUGCCAGGAUACAGGAGAAUGCAAACUUUAGCAUUCCUGAUGUCAGUAUUGAUAAAGUUAAACAGAAAGAAAUGCCAACUGUUAAGCCUUCUUUGAGGAAGUCAAGACAAAUGGAAAAUGAGCACAAAGUUGAUAUACCGGGAAAUGCAGCAGAUAAUUAUUUGUCUUUGAGUUCUCCAGAAAUGGUCAAAGACGGUGCAUUCCGUGACAAGACUGAGGCCAUUCCAGAAGAAAUUUCUGGGUCAGACAUAAGCCAUCAACGAGAACAGAAUUUAAUAAAUACUAAAGAUUGUUUACCAAAUUUCAAUCACAAAACUGACAUAGGUGUCAACAAAAAUGUUACUGACAAAAAUCAUCUUAUGGUUCAGUCAACAGAAGAGACAAUUUUGCAGUUAGAAACCAUUUCAGAGACAUUAAAUACAGGCAACAAUUUUGGCGAAUCUCUGGGGGUUCCAGAUGUACAUGAAAAUGCUGUAUUAGAUCAAAAUAAUACAGCUAAUUCAUUUAGCCAAGGUUUGUCCCAUACACUGCAACAAAUGGAUAGACCCUUUGAAAAUAAAGAUAAGGAACAACUAAAGAAAAGCAAAGCUGUGACAAAAGAUGAGCUGCAAUAUUAUGCUGUAAAUAGCUGUGUUGAUGACAGUGCUAAUCUGGAGACUCAUAUUGCAAAUAAUGGAGAUGAGAAAGCAAUGGCAAGUGAGAGACUGUUUAAUGAAAAAGCAUGUGAUGAUGAGCAUCAAAAACCAGAACCCAGCACAAUGUUCAAACCAAAUUUGUUUCGCAUAAAAGACAACAAAGUUGUUCACAAGUCUUCUCCAGUGACAAGGUCAGUGAGGCUGCCUCUUCUAAGGAGCCUUUCAGAAGAUUCACUAGCUUUUAGGAAAGCAGAUGCUCUCAUAAAUCCUGAUAACAGAGGACUGCUAAGAGAAGAAGAAGAAAAUGAUAGAUAUUUAAAGGACAGUAAAGAUGAUGAAAAUACUGAUAUAAAUUCUAAAGGAAUAGUACGAGAGUUGGUGUGUAUACGUCCAGCAUCAGAGAUCCCUAAGCAAAAAAAUGUUGACAAUAACUUUGUGAAAACACAUAAGGGGGAUGCUGGAACUCUAGAACUGUGGAAAAAGUUCUGCUCUAUUGGUUCUGAGUGGAGAAAAAACAAAACAGAGAAGUCUGAGUUAAGCAAAUUAGAGAAUAGCUCAUUAAACAUAGGCUUUCCUGAGCCUGAAGGGCACUUUUUUCAUCCAGUUGAAACAUGUGUUUCUGAAGUCACAGGGCCAUCGCCUGAAUGCAAUACAUUGGUGUUACAAAAUGUAAACAAUUCAAUUAAAGAUAUAGUAAAUGGAGAGGCUGCUAAUUCUCCUCCAACAGACAAUGCACUAUAUUGUCCCCUUGAAAAUGGCCUACUGCAAUUUGAAGAUGCAGUAGCAUUUACAGAGGACAUUGUUUGUUCUACUAUAACCAGUCCUAUGUCAGAAAGUGUGACAUGUUCCAUGGUGGCCAGCCCCAUGUCUGUGAAUACUCAAAGUUCUGGCUUUACCACAGCACUUUCUAGGCUGGAAGAUGUUCCAAGCCCAACAACAGCAAGUGUAAACACCAAACAUGGGACAAUGCCAUUAAUUCCCCCUGAGAAACCAAUUUCUGCUCUUCAUGGGUUUAUGGAGACACAAACAGCAGAUAAUUCCAUAAAUCAGCAAGAAAAAGUUCCUAUUGUAGAACCACAACAUAUAAAGGCUAUUCAUGCAGAACCACAAAACCUUAAUAGUGCAAAGCCACCUGCUGUGCCCCCCAAAACCGAAAAAGCUCUACGACGUGCCAAACGUCUAACCAAAAAGAGAAGGAAAACUGAGUUGCCCCAUAAAAUGCAGGAUGUAGAAUAUCACGAGGCAGAAUUCGUGUUAGAUGUGCCAUCACCAGGGAAUGUUACACCUACAUUAAUGACUCAACCAUUACACACAAAACCUGGUUCCUGUAUAUCUAGUAUGCUGGAAGAAGAAGGAUCUGUAUCUCCAUCUUCAACACCUUCUUUGCCAGUAACCCAGCGCAAACUCCUCCAGGAUCCAGAUUCUGGGCAAUACUUUAUAGUGGACAUUCCAGUUCACAUUCGAAUCAAGACUUUUUAUGAUCCAGAAACAGGAAAAUAUUUGCAGGUGCCUUUACCAACCUCAGAGAUGGAAACUCCAAGUUUUGAGGUAUUGAGCAGUCCAUUCAUGAUGUAUCCUGGGCUUCCACCAGUGCCAGAGGCAUCUAUUUCCUUGCUGAAGCGAAAUUCACAGUCUUUAGAUCCAGUUAAUGUGGAAAAACAAGAACUAAGAGGUUCAUGGGAGGAGGGAGAGGAAGAAAACUCAUUAAAGGGGCAAAAAUACAUUGAAUCAGUUUGUUAUUCAUGUGACCAGAGUAUGUCAGGAACACCACAGAGUAUGGAUAAGAUACCAAGCAGGUCUAGAAGUCCAGAUAUUAUAUCAAUGAAGGAUUUGGAUGAUUUUGCCAUAGAAGCUAUUUCUUGAGUGCUACUAUACUGUCACAAUUCUAGGCAAACCCUCAUGAACUGAGAAACACAUCACCUACACAAAGUAUAUACAAAGUAUAUAAUUUGAAGCUAAAGUACAGACAGUUUAUCACACAUGAGCUUGUUAUAUGCAGCAAAGGCUAUGACUAUCGCCAAGGACAUUGCAUAAAGAAGAAUAUACCUUUUUAAAAAAUGUAUUUUCAAUAAUACAAUAAGAAUUAUUACCUUAAAAGCCUGUCAAAAAUAAGUAAGAAGUCAGACAUAAAUUCUAUUGCUAUGCUUCAUAUAAUAUGCUUCUCAUGUUAUGACAUAGAAAUUACAUUAACAAAGAUCAUUUUCAAGAAUGUAUUUGCUGAAUGGAAUUUUAAAAGGUUAUGAUUCCCUGAUCUCAUGCACCUAUAUGCACAAUGUCUGAUUAUCACAAAACAAAUAUUUACAUUUUUGUUUAGAGGAUAAUGUUAUUAUCUUUCCAUAUUAAUUCAAUAUGUACUAUCACAAUCUUUUCAUGUUUAUAAGCAAUGUUACCCAUAUCAACCAAGGUGCAAAGUUGGACAGGCAAAAUAGUUUAAUAUAUAAUAAUACGGUACUAUAUAUACUAUUUGUUAAAAUGUUUUUCUGUAAGAAAGAAGCAACAUAUAUUAUACUGUAGAUAUGUAGACCUGGCUUAGAAACUACCUCUCAAAUUUAGAAGCACUUUUCUACCAAACUGCAUCUAAAAUGAGGCUAAGUGAUUCAUUAUUAAUGAAUGAAUGAAUGAAUGAAGGUAUUAUUGUAAUAAUCCAAUGUCUAGUACAUUACAAAAUAUAAAUGUUGCCUCCAGGAGGUCACAAAAUAUAAUAGACUAGAUAUAUUUUAUUAAGGUAAAAACACUAUCUGACAGUUAUUUAUAAAUUUCCACCAAUCAAGAAAGAGAUUAUUUUAAUCGUCCAAUUCAUUGGGACAUUAUGGAAACGUUAAAUAAAAUGGUGAAUAUUUUUUUCUGCUGAUCAGAAAUAAUGACCAAAUUAAAAAGGAAUGAGUUUUUGAAAAUCUUAGCAUAUUUUAUGUGGUUGCUUGUAUCCAUGCUUUAAACGUAUUUUUUGACAGUUUACAGGGGGAUUUGGCCAAUUUCCAAUCUUUUGGGAUAUUGGCUGUCUAUAAAGACAUAUAGAACAGUUCCAGCUUACCAACAUAAAACCUCUGCAUUGUUGUAUUAUACUGAAAAGGGCAUGUAUAAAGUGAGUGACAGAGCUCUGGGCCCUCCUUUGGAAUCUGCUGUACAAGCUCAAGAUUGGAUUUGCUGCUUUCAUCAGGGAGGGAUCCAUUCAAUUUAAUUAAAUGCUGUAUCUAGUGGCCCUACCAAGUCAUACAAGUCUUGGCAAUUAAUAGUUAGAAGAAGCAAACUGAAGCAAAUAGUAGUGUGAACAGAUAGAAGGAAUUGGAAGUGAAAUUGGAAGGCAAGAAGGCAAUUUAUACAUGAUAGGACUUUUAUUGUGAGUGGGAUGAUUUAUCAUUAGGAUAAGUGUGAAAGAAUACCAAGAAAAAUAAAUGCACCUCUGUAAAACAGUAUUUUGUAACAUGCACAGUGUGAAUAGCCUUAUCCGUAACCUUAAACCAUAGUCAAGAAUAUGUUUUUUUUUCAUUUUUUCAUGCAUACUUAUUAAAUAAAAUGCUUUAGAAAUGUGACUCUUGACUGGGCCCACAUAUCUAUAAGCAGCAAUCUGUAUUACAGUAAGUUCUUCAUCAUUUAAGCAGCUUGGGGCAAAAAGGUUGCAGAUUUAGGUGGGAUAAUACCAAUUUCACUGUUAGCUAUAUAUCUAUAGCUCUACAGUCUAUUAGUAUUAAAGCCAUUGGCCAGUGAUUGCCUAUUAUGGGCAAAAGAGAUCGGUUCUCCUCUGUUUUCCAAGAGGUACUUGUCAGUGCAUGCCUGAAGGGUUCUAAUGAUAAAAUAGUAUCAAUAUACAGUAAACAAAGUAAAACGUACCACAGUUCUCUACCUGUUUGUUCCUUUUGGAGUUGGCUCUAUAGCUCUACAGUCUAUUAGUAUUAAAGCCAUUGGCCAGUGAUUGCCUAUUAUGGGCAAAAGAGAUCGGUUUUCCUCUGUUUCCCAAGAGGUACUUGUCAGUGCAUGCCUGAAGGGUUCUAAUGAUAAAUUAGUAUCAAUAUACAGUAAACAAAGUAAAACGUACCACAGUUCUCUACCUAUUUGUUCCUUUUGGAGUUGGCUUAAUGAAAAUGUUAUGAAUUGAGUAAAAUGUGUGAUUAUAAUCUAAUUUUGAUGACGUAAAAAUAAAGUGCCUUUACAGAUA